UGCGGAUUAUGUUCUCAUCUGGGAUUACAGAUGGCAAUUUUAAGACACACAGGCUUGAGGUUUUAAUGGCGAUGGGUUAAUACUGCGGAUUUAACUCUACUAUUUAAAAGCCUAUCCUCCAUGCUGCGGCAAGUACACUAUCAGACUGGCGGCGAGCAUUCAGGAUAAUUCACCCACUGCUGGGAGCACUUCUGUGAAACUUUUGCAACUUUUUCUGCGCUGCUUGGCUGGAUGGCGGCUGCACAGGUGGAGUGUGAUGCUGUGAGGGGACAGAAGCAGAUCCUAAACAUCAAGAGUUCAUCACAGCGGGGGCAAAUACAAGAACAACGCCCUUCUGAAACUGCACAAGUCAAACCUUCACAUUCAGGUACACACUCCAGGGAGUUGAUCCAUAGCUCGGACUACCACAUGCAACAGCGACCUUUUGCCGAUCAGCAGGUGUUAAUGGCGGCUGCAAAGUAUCAGGAGAUGAGAGGUUUUUCACAUCACGGCUCAGCGCCUCAGAUUUCGGUGACCGAGAGCACCCCGGAUAUGAACAGGAAGCCGCUCUUGCUGCCGGGCAACCAGCUCCAGGUCCCCUUGGAGCAAGCCUAUGCCACCUCCAUCAAGGCACAGUCACCUGAGGAGCAGCAAAAGUUAAUGAACGUCAUCCGCCAUAGCCAGCGUGGAUGCACGGAGGACAAGUGCUGCUCCAUGGAUCCAAGUCAGAGUGCCCCCUGCACUCCCAGGCACACUGAUAGAAAACCUCUUGAUGAUACAUGCAACAAAGAUGCUGAAAAGUUCUUCAACUUACUGGCCAACACUCAGAGUCGGCGUCUCGAUGACCAGCGGGUGUCUCUCCCGUCGCUGCCCGGCAUAGACAACAAGGAUCCUCAAUCUGCCUCAGAUUCAAGCUACUUGUGCUACAUGGUCUCCAAAGUUCAGGGGAGCAGAAUGGAAGACCAAAGAUGCUCCCUAUCUCAAAUCCAGCCUGCAGAGGAGGGACAGUCAUCCAAAAAGGAUAACGCUGCUUCAGGCAUUUCACGCUCAGCCUCCUUCAGUCCAGGUUCAGACAUAGAACGCCCCGAUGUUCAGAAGUCCCCCAUAAAGGACUUGCCUCCAGCUGAGCUGGACCAUUUCCUUACUUUAAUGAGUCACGCCCAGCGAGGGCGGAUGGAGGAGCAGAGAUGUGUCCUGAAUGUCAGUCCCCAGACUACCCCUAAGCAUAAACCCACCCAGAGCACUGCACCCACAGGCCCAGAAUCCGACCAGUUCUUCAACAUGCUGGCCCAUUCCCAAGCCAAACGUCUGGAUGAUCAGCGCGUGUAUCUUCCAUCUCUGCCGGGCAUCCAGAACGGAGGCAAGGCCAAUGCAGCAGGAGCGGAUGCAAGCUAUUUGUGUUACAUGGUCUCCAAAGUACAGGGCUCCCGGCUUGAUGAUCAGAGAUGUUCUGCACCUCAUAUCCUGCAAAAUUUGAGCACCCCAACCACUCAGCGCAAAGACUAUAACACUUCAGAAGCAUCAGAUAAAACUCUAAAGAGGUCAGGCUCCAUAAACCAGGACAAAAGUGAUCAUCAGCAGCAGAUAUCUCCGGCCGAGCAGCAGCAAUUUUUAAAAAUGAUGAAUCAUGCUCAGAGGGGACGCAUGCAGGACCAGCGUUGCUCUUUGACGCAAAGCAGAAGCACAACUGCCUCGCCCAAACAUAGUGGCAGCUCCUCAAAUGAAGUAGCAGCAGGUGCAGAAGCAGACGCGUUGUUUUGCAUGGUGGCCAGCUGUCAGGCUCGCAGGCUGGACGACCAGAGAGUCGCUCUUCCCUCUCUGCCGGGGAUCAGUGGGAUGACGACAGAGGGAAAACACGAAAGGAGUCAUGCAAAAGCUGGAAAUCCAGUUUGUGCACCACACAUAACUGUGGCGGAAAGUACACCACCGAUAUCUAGAAGAGACAACUCCAGACAUCCUACCUCUGAACUGGGCUGCAGCUUGACAAAGUCAGCAUCCUUCAGCACUGAGACAGAAUACCAGAAGACGCUUAAUUCCACAUCUCAGAUGACUGUGAAGGUGUCAAUGAGCUUCACACCACAGAUGGGGCAUAAGAAAUUCAACCAGCCUUGUGCGUUCCCAGAGGUCUACCUCACUCUCGGAGCUCCAGGAGAAAAUCUUGUCAUCCCUCUGAGCCCAAAGCCCGGAAGACCUCUGGCUUUGAACCUAAACCUCAUCCCCAAAGAAGACGUCAAGUCCACACACGGCUCGCCCAGGAAGCCCCGCUCGAGACCGUCAUCUCCCCAGCCCAAAGCUGCUCGUAAGGCCCAGGGCGGGUCUGCGGCGAGCCCCAUCAGUCCGCAUGAAGACUGCUUCUCAGUGAUCGAGAAGGUCCACACUGCACAUCUUCAAAUGGGGACCACUCAAGGGGGACACAAAUGCAAAGGGGAUCCAGCCAAAGGGAGGGGGAAUGGAAAAGUGGGUGGAAAGAAGGCUCAGAAGGAUGGUGGAAAUAAACAUUAAAUGCUGCAUUCAUCAUAGUAUAGGGCCAAAUCAUAAAUGUCACUCACAGCUAAGAAACAUUUUGUGUGACAUUGGAAAUUAAUUGUAGUUUAACAGUCUAUUUAUUUAAAAAUAAUUUUGUUUCUGUUAAACACACAUUCCACUCCUCCCAUCCAUUUUCCAUACUGCUUGUCCUCGCCAAUGGGCCUAACAUGCAUGUUUUUGGGAUGCGAUAGGAGCCAGAGUAGACCUACAGUUUAUACUAAAUAUAAUACUGUAUUUUACACACACACACACAUACAUUUGACAAAUUAGAAACUUCCUGAAAAUAAAGAAAAUGGCUAAAAUAAAAGCACAGUUGUAGAAAACCACAAUGUAUUGUAUGGGGUCAAAGGCUUUGGGGAUUCUGGAUUGGGUCUGGGUUGGUUGUUGACAAGGCCAUCCAUCCAUCCAUUUUCUGUACUGCUUGUCCACACUAGGGUCGUGGGUAUGCUGGAGCCUAUCCCAGCUGUAUUCCUUCGAGAGACAGGGUCCAUUCUGGACUGGGCGCCAGCCAAUCGCAGGGCACAUAUAGACAAACAACCAUUCACACUCAUAAAUCUAGGCAAUUAAGAGUCUAAAAUUACAAUAAAAUAUUUUAAUUAUCUUAUAGUCUACUUUUUUAAUAUUUGGAAAAAAUAUAUUUUUGAUUGGCAUCUUCCUUGGUAUUUACAAAUAUUUUAUAUUGCUGACUUUUUCUGAAAGAUGACAUUCCUCCUGUUAAUAUUGUGCUCUGAAAUACAUUUUGCACAUGGAGUGUAUUUUUGUUUGUUUUUUAAAUGGCAUGCAUGUAUUUUGAAGGCUAUUUUUAAAUAAACUAGCUUGCUUUUA
Dunckerocampus dactyliophorus (ringed pipefish) is the source of this 3330-nucleotide messenger RNA. RefSeq lists its product as uncharacterized. Lineage: Eukaryota; Metazoa; Chordata; Actinopteri; Syngnathiformes; Syngnathidae. Bases 232 to 2481 code for a protein of 749 amino acids. Gene Ontology annotation, molecular function: protein binding; guanyl-nucleotide exchange factor activity. The transcript has 15 exons. The record is from RefSeq and is a predicted model, not a curated record.